GAGAGAAGAAGAAGAGGAGGCGGGGACAGCGGGUUGACUCGGGCAUGAAGGGAAGGUUGUGUAGUUUCAUAAGUUAGCUCCAUAUAGCAGAGCCUAUAGCAGCCCCCAGGCUCCAGAAGCAAAGCUUAGACCAGUAUCUAAUAUCACCAUCAUCUCUGAAUGGAUAUAAGUGGCAGGGGUCUGCAGGGAGUCCUUUAUAAACCGGAUCACCUUCACUGCUGUGGAUGUUAGACCAGUCCACGAGUCCAUAGUCUACCACAGGAGAGAGUGUGUGUGUGUGUACAGUUUGUUCACAGGUCCUGAUGGAGAAAACUGCAAGAAAGGUUCGAAACCAGGACAUUAACCCCUGCAUUGAAGAAAGCGAUGCCUCCCAGAAGUGUUUGGAUUUCCACAACUAUGACAAGAACAUGUGUUCAGCAUAUUUCCAGAGAUAUAAGAGCUGUAGGAAAUACUGGCACAACAUCAUGAUGCAGAGGAGGAGAGACGGUGUGAAACCAGACAUGCCCACUGCUGCAGAGAGGCAGGAGCUGCUCGCUGCAAUAGGAGGCAAACCGUACUGAGACUCAGCAGGGUCACACAGAGACACUGAUGUACAGCUGACCCAGAAGAACUCUUUCUGGGUCUGCCGUCUCACUGCAUUGACACUGUGUAAAAACUCAGGAGAUGUGGGAGAGGUUCUGAAGAGUGGAACAUCCAAAAAGAGAAACGGGGUUAUUGUGUGUUGAGGUCUGAUGAGGAUAUGUGAAGUGAACUCAAACAUUGGAAUUAAAAAAACUCUGUGCAGUUUAUUUGUUUUUUUUAAAGUGAAUGUCAAAUGUCCUUAAUGUGACAGGGUUACUGAACCAUUUCACAAUGGUGAGAUCUGUGAUGUGCAUGUUUCAUCAUGAACAGUCACGGUCUUAAAAACCAUGAGACAGACCUCCGGCAUCUGUCAGUCUAAAAUAAGAAAGGAGGAUGACUGACCCUUACUGUUGUGACUUGCUACCUCACUCAGUUUGUACUAUAGAUCAUAUUAGCUGUAUUGUUUUAUCAUUACUUAUAAAUGCUACAUAUCUUUAUCUUUAUUAAGCUGUUGGAUCCCAGAGAAAGCGCUAAGACUUCAUGUGUUAUCAAAGGGGAGUUAAGACAAUUAAAACCCUUCUUUUAUGUGC
Molecule: messenger RNA, 1151 nt
Organism: Notolabrus celidotus (New Zealand spotty)
Lineage: Eukaryota; Metazoa; Chordata; Actinopteri; Labriformes; Labridae
Gene: chchd7
Product: coiled-coil-helix-coiled-coil-helix domain containing 7
Exons: 4
Coding region: 303-560 (85 amino acids)
Source: RefSeq, a predicted model, not a curated record